Molecule: messenger RNA, 1945 nt
Organism: Cuscuta campestris
Lineage: Eukaryota; Viridiplantae; Streptophyta; Magnoliopsida; Solanales; Convolvulaceae
Source: the annotation of a GenBank genome assembly
CACUCCAUUCACUCCACUUUCAUUCUCCCUACCCCCUCUCUGCCAUGGAGUUUGUUUUCUCCUCCAUGUUUCUUGUUUCACUGCCUUUCCUCUUCCCCUUCUUCUUCUUCUUCUUCUUCCGUUCCGUCCUGAACUUCCUCACUCUCCGCCCUGCCCGACUCCCUCUCCCGCCGGGCACUCUGGGCUGGCCUUACAUUGGCGAGACCUUCCAUCUCUAUUCCCAGAACCCCAAUGUCUUCUUCGCCUCCAAGGUCAAGAAGUAUGGGUCUAUAUUCAAGAGCCACAUAUUGGGUUGCCGUUGCGUGAUGAUUUCGAGCCCGGAGGCGGUGAAGAGCGUGCUGGUAACGAAGGCCGACCUCUUCAAGCCCACAUUUCCGGCCACCAAAGAGAGGAUUUUGGGGAAACAGGGGCUUUUCUUUCACCAGGGAGAUUACCAUGCCCGGUUGAGGAGGCUUGUUCUCCGCGCCUUCAUGCCGGAGUCCAUCAGGAACAUCGUCCCCGACGUUGAUUCCAUGGCCGUGGAAACUCUCCGGUCAUUGGAAGGCCGGGUCGUCAACACUUACCAAGAAAUGAAAACAUACACCUUCAAUGUGGCAUUGCUUUCGAUAUUCGGCAAGGAUGAAGGUCUGUACAGGGAGGACCUGAAGAGGUAUUACUGCAUUCUAGAGAAAAGCUACAACUCCAUGCCCAUCAAUCUCCCCGGAACACUCUUCCACAAGGCCAUGAAAGCCAGGAAAGAGCUUGGGAAGAUUCUGGCCAAAAUCCUCUCAAUUCGAAGGCAGAACGGCGAAAUCCACAACGACUUGCUGGGAUCAUUCAUGGGAGACAAGGAAAGCCUCUCCGACGAUCAAAUCACCGACAACAUCAUCGGAGUCAUUUUCGCUGCGCGUGACACCACUUCGAGUGUUAUAACCUGGGCCAUCAAGUACCUUGCUGAAAACCCCAGUGUUCUUCAAGCUGUCACAGAAGAGCAAGAAGGGAUUUUGAGGUCAAAAGAGGAGAGUGGAGAAGAUAAGGCUCUGAACUGGGCUGAUUCCAAGAAGAUGCCUGUUACUACCAGAGUGAUUCAAGAAACGCUCAGAGCUGCUUCAAUCUUAUCCUUCACUUUCAGAGAAGCAGUUGAAGAUGUCGAGUUAGAAGGUUAUCUCAUACCAAAAGGGUGGAAGGUGUUGCCCUUGUUCAGAAACAUUCAUCACAGCCCAGAAAAUUUUCCAGAUCCAGAGAAGUUUGAUCCUUCAAGAUUUGAGGUUUCUCCAAAGCCCAAUACCUUCCUGCCAUUUGGCAAUGGGACCCACGCAUGCCCUGGGAAUGAACUAGCCAAGCUGGAGAUUUUGGUCUUUCUGCACCAUCUAACCACAAAGUACAGGUGGUCUGUCAUGGGCCCACAGAAUGGAAUACAGUAUGGGCCCUUUGCCCUUCCCCAGAAUGGUUUGCCCAUCAGACUCUAUCCCAAGUGAAAAAACAAAGAAGGCAAUGCUGGUUGAGAUAACAUUUGGCUCAUCUCCAUUUAAAAUACAGCAUUCUAUUAAUGGGUUUUUCAAAUCAAGUGGAUGGUGAAGACAGUUCAAGAAGGGAGUGUGGUUAUUGUUAUUAUAUAUACAUACAUAUAUUUAUAUAUAUGGAGUCAGGUGAAAAGUGAUGGGGAAUUACAGGGGAAAUAAAAAACAAAGUGUACAUAGAGAUGAAACUUUCAUGGUAGGUGGGAAUUGAAGAGAGGGAACCAUUAAUAAGAGAUCGAGAUAAUUGAUAAACACAGACUCAUUAGUUUCCUGACAAGAUGAGAAAACCCAUCUGUCAUGGCAUGGUGUAGCCUAGUAAUUAGCAAAACAAAAACAAAAAAAAAAGUUGUAUUCUUUUGACUUUGUUUUCUCUCAUAUUUUUUUUAUUUUAGUUAUUGUGUUGUGUUGAAGUCCGCAAGGCAAGUCAAUGAACAUCGAUUAAUACU